Messenger RNA from Sebastes umbrosus (honeycomb rockfish), 7372 nucleotides. RefSeq names its product ras-specific guanine nucleotide-releasing factor 1-like. Gene Ontology annotation, cellular component: plasma membrane. Gene Ontology annotation, biological process: positive regulation of GTPase activity; Ras protein signal transduction. The record is from RefSeq and is a predicted model, not a curated record. The transcript is spliced from 27 exons. NCBI's taxonomy places the organism in Eukaryota, Metazoa, Chordata, Actinopteri, Perciformes, Sebastidae. Bases 833 to 4186 code for a protein of 1117 amino acids. Gene Ontology annotation, molecular function: protein binding; guanyl-nucleotide exchange factor activity.
UAUUAAAAAAAGAACUGGAUCAAAACAUUUUUUAGAGAUAAAAUUGCUCUGAAGUUUAGUAAUUGGAGGCCACCAUUAUCAUUAUCAUUACAUAAAGUAAAUGUGUUUAAUCUUUUCUCUCUUCAAUUCAAUACCAUUUGUUCAUAGAUUUUAAACAGGGAUUUACUACGGGCUACGUUGUCUCACUUACCGAGAGAUAGUGUCUCUGUGGCAAAAAAAAAAAAAUGCUUGACACACCAGCUCACAGGAAGCGGGAGAUGGGAAGCACAUUAUUGACAAAGGCCCAUUCUGCUGCUCAUCAGGAAAUAUGGAACAUUACUCCCCUUCACAAAUGAUUUGCUCCUGGCAUUUGGGAGGGAUAAAAAAUCCAAUAUAUUGGAUUUGUGGGGGUCUAUUUACAAUGCAUCAGUGUUAUAUAAUUUGAUGUGUUUCUACCACAAAUAGGCUGUCUGUACUGUUGUUGCAAUGACCACCACUUUGUUGAUUUGAGGGUUUUAUCUGAUAAGACUAUUAGAAAGCAAUUCCACAUGCAUUUGCCAUAAUUGCCAUUUGUGAACCUUUAAGGCUCUGGGGUCACUGGGGAUAAUUGGCGAGGAUGCAGAGGUGUCUGUGUCACUAAAACGCAGCCGAAUCACUGGGACAAAGCAAAACAAAACGUGGCGUCAGUCGAGAGGCUUCCGCCAAUUCAGAGUACUACUUCACCGUCACGUUCAAUCAUGACAACCAGAAGGCUUUGGAGCUGCGCACGGAGGACGUCAAGGACUGUGAUGAGUGGGUGGCUUCCAUCACACAGGCCAGUUACAGGAACCUGGCUACAGAGCAUGAGACCCUCAUGCAGAAGUAUCUCCAUCUACUCCAAAUAGUGGAGACGGAGAAAACGGUUGCCAAGCAACUUCGACAACAGAUAGAGGACGGGGAAAUCGAGAUAGAGCGGCUAAAAUCAGAGAUCGCUGGACUGCUCAAAGACAAUGAAAAGAUCCAGUCGAAUCCAGAGGUACCUCCCAGUGAAGAUGACACCGAGAUCAAGAAGAUCAAAAAGGUCCAGAGUUUCCUGCGAGGUUGGAUUUGCCGCAGGAAGUGGAAAACCAUCAUCCAGGACUACAUCCGUUCACCCCACGCUGAAAGCAUGAGGAAGAGGAACCAGGUAGUGUUCAGCAUGCUGGAGGCCGAGGCCGAGUACGUCCAGCAGCUCCACAUCCUGGUCAACAACUUCCUGCGGCCGCUGCGCAUGGCCGCCAGCUCCAAGAAGCCGCCCAUCACUCACGAUGACGUCAGCAGCAUCUUCCUUAACAGUGAGACCAUCAUGUUCCUCCACCAGAUCUUCUACCAGGGCCUGAAGGCCCGGAUAGCCAGCUGGCCGACGCUGGUGCUGGCGGACCUGUUUGACAUCCUGCUGCCCAUGCUGAACAUCUACCAGGAGUUUGUGAGGAACCACCAGUACAGCCUGCAGAUCCUGGCCCACUGCAAGCAGAACCGAGACUUCGACAAGCUGCUGAAGCAGUACGAGGCCAAGCCCGACUGCGAGGAGAGGACACUGGAGACCUUCCUCACUUACCCCAUGUUUCAGAUCCCUCGUUACAUCCUGACGCUGCAUGAGUUGCUGGCUCACACCCCCCAUGAGCAUGUGGAGAGAAACAGCUUGGACUACGCCAAGUCAAAACUGGAGGAACUUUCCAGAAUCAUGCACGAUGAGGUGAGCGAGACGGAGAACAUCAGGAAGAACCUCGCUAUUGAACGGAUGAUUGUGGAGGGUUGUGAAGUGCUGCUGGACACCAGUCAGACAUUUGUUAGGCAAGGUUCCCUGAUCCAGGUGCCGAUGAGCGAGAAAGGGAAGAUCACGAGAGGCCGACUGGGCUCUCUGUCUCUGAAGAAAGAAGGCGAGCGACAGUGUUUCCUCUUCUCCAAACAUCUCAUCAUCUGUACCCGUGGCUCUGGGGGAAAACUUCACAUCACCAAGAAUGGCACGGUCUCGCUCAUAGACUGCACACUGAUGGAGGAGGCAGAGGGGACAGAUGAUGAGUCCAAAGGGGAGCAAAAGGAUUCAGAGCACCUGGACUUUAAAGUGAUGGUGGAGCCCAAAGACGUCCAGCCCUUCACCGUCAUCCUGGUGGCUUCAUCCCGACAGGAGAAGUCGGCGUGGACGAGCGACAUCAGCCAGUGCAUUGACAACAUCCGCUGCAACGGUCUGAUGAUGAACGCCUUCGAGGAAAACAGUAAAGUCACUGUGCCACAGAUGAUUAAGUCGGACACCAGCUUGUACUGCGAUGAUGUGGACAUUCGCUUCAGCAAGAUGAUGAACUCCUGCAAGGUGCUGCAGAUCCGCUACGCCAGCGUGGAACGCUUGUUGGAGAGGCUGACCGACCUGCGCUUCCUCUCCAUCGACUUCCUGAACACCUUCCUCCACUCCUACCGCGUCUUCACCAGCGCUGACGUAGUGCUGGACAAGCUCAUCUGCAUCUACAAGAAGCCCAUCAGUGCCAUCCCAGCACGUUCUUUGGAGCUUUUCUUUGCAAGCAGCCAGAACAACAAACUCCUCUACGGUGAGCCACCCACGUCGCCGCGUGCCAGCCGCAAGUUCUCCUCCCCUCCUCCCCUCUCCAUCACCAAGACGUCCUCGCCCAACCGCCGUCGCAAACUCUCGCUCAACAUCCCCAUCAUCACGGGGGGCAAAGCCCUGGACCUGGCUGCGCUCACCUGUUCUCCCAAUGGCUAUGCAAGCAGCAUGCACUCCACCAUGUCACCCUUCAGUAAGACCACCCUCGACAUCAACAAGCUCUACGUGUCCAGCACCAUGGCCAGCAAAAUCCCCGAUGAGGGAGAGGCCAAAACCGAAGGCAAGGCUGAGGAGUCUGUCCCCAACAAGCAAGAUCUGUCUGUGAGAGAGGAAUGUGAUGAGGACCCAAGCCAGAAUGACGAAACAGAAGCAGAAAUGUCUCCUCCCAAAUCACCAUCAACACCUAAGAACGUCAAGUCAAAAAACUCUGAGUUUUCCCUGUUUUCCUUCAACAAUGGCAUGGUGGUGUCAUCUUGCCGGGAGCUGGACAAUAACCGCAGUGCCCUUUCUGCCGCCUCGGCCUUCGCCAUCGCCACCGCUGGUGCCAACGAAGGCACGCCAACCAAGGAGAAGUACCGUCGUAUGUCGCUCGCCAGCACAGGUUUUCCUACAGACCAGAGGAAUGGGGACAAAGAGUUUGUUAUCAGGAGAGCUGCAACAAACAGAGUCCUAAAUGUGCUGCGUCACUGGGUCUCCAAACACUCGCAGGACUUUGAGCUGAACACAGAGCUGAAGAUGCGGACAAUUAGCUUCCUGGAGGAGGUGAUGCAUGACCCAGAGCUCUUGACACAGGAAAGAAAGGCAGCUGCCAACAUUAUCAGGACUCUCACUCAGGAGGACCCUGGAGACAACCAGGUCUCGCUGGAAGAGAUCACACAGAUGGUCUUGGAGGACUGUAAGACUGAGCCGUUUGAGAGCCACUCUGCCCUGGAGAUAGCUGAGCAACUCACACUGCUGGACCACCUGGUCUUCAAGGUCAUCCCAUACGAGGAGUUCUUUGGUCAAGGCUGGAUGAAGAACGACAAGAACGAGAGAACUCCCUACAUUAUGAAAACAACCAAGCAUUUCAACGAUAUCAGCAACAGGAUCGCCACAGAGAUCCUGCAGUGGGACGAUGUCAACAUGCGAGUGGCGGUGAUCGAGAAAUGGGUGGCCGUGGCUGACAUCUGUCGCUGCCUCCACAACUACAACGCCAUGCUGGAGAUCACAUCCUCUCUCAACCGCAGCUCCAUCUUCCGCCUCAAGAGGACCUGGCUCAAAGUCUCCAAGCAGACAAAGACUGUGAUUGACAAGUUACAGAAGCUGGUGUCGUCAGAGGGACGAUUCAAAAACCUGAGAGAAGCGCUGAAGAACUGCGACCCUCCCUGUGUUCCCUACCUGGGAAUGUACCUGACUGACCUGGCCUUCAUUGAGGAGGGAACACCCAACUACACCGAGGACAGCCUGGUCAACUUCUCUAAGAUGAGAAUGAUUUCUCACAUUAUCAGAGAAAUACGGCAAUUUCAGCAAACGGCUUACAAGAUCGAUUAUCAAUCAAAGGUUGCAAAGUACUUGCUGGACUGUAGUAAUGCGCUGGACGAGGAGAGUCUGUAUGAUGCGUCUCUGAGGAUCGAGCCCAAAACUUCAACAUGAAGAGGAUCUCCGUCUCUCUCUCUCUCUCUCUCAACCCUCACAUGGAUCAACUUUCAAGUUCUUUAUUGACAUAUGCACAACAAUUACAGAGAAGCAGCCGUUGACAAUGAAAUUCUUAAAUCUCAGGCUCCCUCUAACAAUGCUCAAUAAAUAUGUAUAAAAAUAAAAUCACACAAAAUUAACAAAAUCUAAGACAAAAUAGUGCAGAAGUUAAAAUAUAGGGAUAAAAUAUAACAUAUAAAAUGAAAUAAUAUAUAUUUGUGGUAAACACUAAUUGCAAAAUGAAUAAACUUUAAUGUAAACAGGGAUCUAGUAACUGUGUAUGCAUAAUGAGAAGUAAUAAAUACAUACAGAGAUGUAAACAGAUUUGAAACAGUAAGUAAGAGUCUAUAAAGGUAAAAUAACAAUAGUGACGAGCUCAAGUCUUACGGCCUGCGGGCUGAAGCUGUCCCCGGUGUGGUUCUGGGGUGUUUGGUGUCCCUGUUUAUCCUGUUGGCCUUCUUCCUGCACCGCUGGGUGUAGAGGUCCUCCAUGGACGGCGGCUCCGUCCUGGUUAUGUGCUGAGCAGUUUUCACCACCCUCUGUAGAGCCGUACGGUUGAGGGCGGUGCAACUGCAAUACCAGGCGGUGAUGCAGCCAGUGUAAUGGAGUGUACAGGAACAAUAUAUCAUAAUGUACAUAUAUUAUUAUUUGUAUUAGACACAGUAGGCUGUGCCCUUCUAGUAUGUGCUCCCCAAUGGACUCGUUGUGUAUAAUCGUUAUUAGAGACUGAGUAGAAGCCCAGAGAGGUUUUAUUUAUAUAGUUACAGAGUAUUUAUGUUAUUUCUCGUCUUAAAUACCAUUUUAUGAUAAUAGUUAUUUUCAACUGCGGAAUAAACAGAUGAGAGAGUAUACAGACAAGAUAUUUAGUCACAUCCUAUUGGGAAUGUGCAGUAUAAAAAAGGUGGUGGUCACAUUCGACACAUGAUGAUCAACUCCCACUUUUUUGCUCAGAUGUCAAAGUCCCCAUACACACACAUUCUGCCUGAUUACAGCAGCCAUUUAUUCAGCCUAUUUGUCCGCAAGUGUAGAUCUUAAAGGCUAAAAGUAAUACAAAUAUCUUCUAAUCAGCUAGCUGCAUGAUCGUUAAUUCAAAGUUGUGUAAUCCUUAAAGGUAUAAUAUGCAAGAAUUUCAUAAAAAACAAUGUAUAGGCUGAUACAAAAAUAAUCCCUCUCAAUCAUCACUGACACUAGAAGUGUGUGGCGGUGUUUGUUUCUGCAGAGACCCUGCAGCCCUCUGCCUGUAUUUCCUCUUUUCUUAUUAUUUUGAUUUACUUUGGACGCUUCUGGGCGUCUGCAAACAGCCUUUGUGCCCCACGUGGGGGUUUCAACCCCCAGCCAAUAACAGCGCACAGGCUGUGCAGCCCAUUCAGGUGGUCAAAUAUCGCUGCUGUGUCACGGCCCUCGGCUUCUGAUACCAAGGCACAAGUCUCCAUAUACAAAGCGUCCGUAUUUGAUGGAUGAGAACGGGUUGUGUUAUGUGCAUGUGUUCCAGUGAUCCCACUGCUCCUCUCUGUGCUGUGAGUGCAGCUAUGAUCGGUGUGCGUCUGUAGUUUGACGAGAGCAGCGCUGAACCACAGGAAGCCUGCAUUAAUUCAAAACCCAGCAGCUCGGCACCUUCCCGCAGGACUAUGCAGAGUUGUGCGGAGUUAGUUGUGGGUUUAAUUGUGUUUUAGAACGUAACCAUUGGGAAACAAUCAGACAAUAACGUUUUAUUUCUCCGAUUCGCUGCUUUGUUCUCAGUAACGCCGCUCCCUCUCUUCAGUCACUCUAUAGCUCGCUCAACCAUCGCUGCUCUCUCUCUCUCUCCCUCUCGGCUCAAGGUGUGGCCAACUUUGAAUGCUGUGUGUUGUUUACAAACACCAACUGACAACAGUUACAUAUUAUACCUUUAAGAUUUCAGUCCUGGUUGAUUUGAAUCCAGCGUGGGAAUGGCGGACUCCGCCACAAACACUGAAAACGACUAAUUAUUGAAUGUAAAUACGUGGAAUGGCUAUUGCAGAAAGAACGCUGAACACCUUUCAAAAAUGGGGUUUGAUUUAAAAAAAAAAAAAAAAAAAAAAAAUCUUAAGGAUUCAAACUUUAAAGUUUUGAAAUGGAGACACUUUUGAAAACCUUUCUUAUCAGAGAAUAAAGUGGUGAAAAGUGGGACUGCUGUGGUGGCUAGAGUUGAAUCAUGUGCUCUAAUGUUUUAUGUAGCCACUGAUUGACAAAGAUUAGAGAUCUGGAUGUGUUGUGAGUCAAAACUGAAACAAGAUUACCUUCUGAUUUCUGAAUGAGCUGGGACACACGAGUUUUCAGUUUGGAGAGAUGUGUUUUUAUGCUUUGCUUAUCAUCACCUUAUUCCCCUGGUGGGCAACAUGAUGUAUAUACGGUAUAAGCACCGGGCAGUGUAUGUAGCAGAUGUAACCAAUAUUGAGCCACUUCAGGAAGUCAAAUUCCCAGCUUCACUCAGACAGCAAGAGCAUAGUUUUUACGGCUAAUCUUCUUUGGCCAGUGCAUUAUGGUUUUGCCUUAAUCAUGAAAUGGAUUAUAUACAAAAGUAUGUAAACUAUUUUGUUCUACGAUUUGCCAAUGAAGCAGAAAUAUUUGCUGUGUACAAUAUCGUGUACAGGCAGUCUGAUGCAUUUCCUAACGUGCAAUGUGUUUAAAAAAAAAACAUAUCCCUCGAAAUGUGUUAUCCUUAUGAUCGUUCAACUCUGUAAUAACUUUUCUGUGUAUGAUACUUUAAAAGCAAAUGUUGAAAACAACUUAUAAGUGUAACACAUUCUGUAUCCUGUCUAUUCCGACGUGUUAGCAGGAACUAUAGUAAUAUUGUGCUUAUUCUUGGAAUAUUUAUAGGUAUUUUUUACAGGCUUUGUAUAGAAAAAACACCUAACGCUUAAGUGGCAGGCAUGUACCACUUUCACGUGUUCAAAUCAGAUCUAUAUCUAGAACAGUAUGUGUACUGUAUUUAAACCCCACCCUUGCACAUGAAUCUUUACCCUCCCAACAGGCACAUCAGAUGUUUGCAGUGAGCAAUAUACCCAGUGGUAUGAGGAUUAUCUUUCAGUCUAUUUCAACAGCUUGAGUAGUAUUUCCAGUUUUGUAUAAAAGUGUAUUCUUUCCUGAUUACCUCUUGUUAAUAAAUCUAUUCUUUCUCAGGGG